CCAAUUUUCAACUUACAACUCCAAAAAGAAGUGAAGCACUGAAACAGAGUCUCAACUCACAGCUCAAUUUCUCCGACGCAGCACAACAAAAAUGAAUACGAUCUUCAGUACUCAACUCUCCGAUUCCUCCGAAAAGCCUGAAUCGAGUUCCGACGACACAAGCAUCACGGCUCAAAGCCAGCUGGCUUCCUUCUCCGACGAGGAGGUCAUUUUGGCGUCCAGCCGGCCAAAGAAGCGAGCGGGGAGGAGAGUUUUCAAGGAGACGAGGCACCCGGUUUACAGAGGAGUGAGGAGGAGGAACAACAACAAGUGGGUGUGCGAAAUGAGAGAACCAAACAAGAAGAAGUCGAGGAUAUGGCUCGGAACUUAUCCGACGGCCGAGAUGGCAGCUCGGGCGCAUGACGUGGCGGCAUUGGCCUUUAGAGGGAAGCUUGCCUGCCUCAAUUUUGCAGACUCCGCAUGGCGCCUGCCUGUUCCGGCAUCCAUUGAUUCAGUGGAUAUCAGACGGGCGGCUGCGGAGGCUGCGGAGACGUUCCGGCCAGCGGAGUUUGGCGGAGUGUUGGAAAGCGGCGAUGAUGAGAAGGAGAGCAAGAAAAUGGAGGAGGAGAAGGGUUGUGGAGGCGUGGAGGAAAGUGGAAUCUUGUUUUACUUGGAUGAGGAGGAAAUGUUCGACAUGCCAAGGUUGCUGGAUAGUAUGGCGGAAGGGCUUCUGCUCUCUCCACCUCACUCUUCAGGGGGCUACAUGAACUGGGAUGACGUGGCAAGCAAUGAUGACGUCAGUCUGUGGAGCUUCUCAAUUUGAAUCCAUUUAUCCCUGAGGAAACUUUCGUCCGCUGCCCAAAAAAAGGGACACUUUCGUUAAUUUUUUUAUUUAAUUUUUGCCGCUAGGAAAAAUGGUGUUGGUUGGUUGUGUAUAGGCUUGCAAUUGCGCGGACAAUUCUAGUCCGUAAGACGGUUUCCGUUACAUUUUAGUCUAAUGGAAAUAUUUUGUUCUCCGCC
Molecule: messenger RNA, 999 nt
Organism: Pyrus x bretschneideri (Chinese white pear)
Lineage: Eukaryota; Viridiplantae; Streptophyta; Magnoliopsida; Rosales; Rosaceae
Product: dehydration-responsive element-binding protein 1E-like
Exons: 1
Coding region: 92-802 (236 amino acids)
Biological process (GO): regulation of DNA-templated transcription
Molecular function (GO): DNA binding; DNA-binding transcription factor activity
Source: RefSeq, a predicted model, not a curated record